UUGGGAAUAUUUUGCAAUGGGCACAAUUAGUCUGUGUGAAAAGGUUGAAUAAACUAUUUGGAAAGAGACAUACACAAAACAAUACCACUUCGACUUCGAGUACAGCGAGCCCCAGCCACAGCCACAGCCACAGAUUUAAACAACUGACCUCAGCUGGAUUUCAAUUAAAUAAUCAUAUUAAAAUGGUUCGCGGCCCAACAGCGAAUUGUAUCAUUUGCUUAGCACUGCUAUUUGUCAGUUUAUUAUUGCCACCGGGCACCCAAGAGCUGAGCCGUGACCUGUGCCAGGGGUCGGACGAUGCGGCUGCUUGUGCGCAGACAUCCGAAGCUGUGGGCGGGGGCCGGAAGUUGACCUCACGACGAGCCGCUGGGCGUAAGUUUAAAUUUCAUCCAAUUCAGCGAACGGAUGACGACGACGGCGACGACGACGACAACGAUGACGACAACGACGACGACAACGAUGAUCAUAAUAAUAAUGAUUCAGGCGUUUAUAACAUGGAUGAUGAUAAUGAGUUGGAUGAUGAUGAUACUGAUGCGAUCCAGGCAGGCAGCCAACCGUCAAGACGUCAAAACUAUAAUGACGAUAAUGAUGAUGAAGAUGAUGAUGAUGAUAACGACAAUGGCAGGGCUGAUGAUGACGCUGAUACAAACGCUGUGGCGGAAGCAUCGCUAUUUAGCCGUAUUUGGAACAGUUUUAUGGAUGGCAACGAUGCCACUGAGUCGGAGACGGAGACGGAAUCUCCAUUUACCAAUAUGCUCAACUGGCUGAACUGGCUGACCGAGCAAACAGCAGAUGUCGCUCAAGUAGGCAAAAAAGACAAAAAGCAAAAAGUACAAAACAGCAAUAUUGAUUGGCUCACAUAUUUAAAACGUUGGCCGUUCAACAGCAUCUUCCCCGAGGAGCCACCAGUUGUGAAACGAGAGCGGGAACGGGAGCGGGAACGGGAACGGGAUCGGAGUCAGAUAAACCGGGAUGUUAGCGGCAAAAAAGCGCAACAGCGGUCCAAGAGUGAGGAGAAUGUGGAGCUGCUGAUUCACUCGCUGCCCGCCUUCAUUGGCAACGUGUCGCAGGCGAGGAGCGGAGAGUGCCAUCAGCAGUUGGAGCUGCUGCAUCGCCAGCUGCGCGCUCACAAAUUGUGGACGUUGCAGAUGCUCGAUGCCACUGGCAAAAUCGGUGCCGGUCUGCUGCGCGGCAACAUUAACCAGUUCGGUGACUUUGACCAAUGCACCAAGGUGUCCACAUCGGUUAAGGUGACCACAAAGCAACCAAUUCGAGUCCUUGGCAAAUACUGUUUAGCCCAGAUCGAGAUGCGUUCGACGGUCGGCAGCCUUAAGGAGCCGCUACACUUGUUGCACGGACGCGGACUGUGGCACGGCCACUUGAAAAAUCCCAAGCACUUUGUGCCACGUUACAACAUCGCCAACUGGGGUAUCUGUGUGCCGCACGCCUGCUCCGCCCACGUGGUGCACAACAUCAUCGAGACAAGCCUCCGGCCAUACAAUGACACUGGCAUCGAGUUCCAUAUCGAUGUGCGGGACGAGCACUGCACCACCAAGCAGCGGAAGAGUUUCAUGAAACUCUUGUCCAAGGACAGUAGUCUGGCAACGGGCAUAUUAGGCAUUGCCGCACUUGGACUGGCCUGUCUCUUGGCGCUCGUUUGGGAGCAUUGGGAUUGGAUUAGCUGCCAGUUGCAGCGACUACAGCACAAUGCCAAUGACGAAUCCGCAGUGGCGCCGCCAGAUAAGACUGAUGAAGCUUCAGGCACCGAGGAUAUCGAAGAACCCCAACAAGUUGCUGAUGAAAGUACAGCAGAGCAAGUGGACGCAUCCGGCAAUCCGGCACUGCAUCUGAGGCUAUUGAGUGCCUUUUCACCGCAACGCACUCUACAAUCUCUGAUUUGCCUAGAAUCGCCGGAUAUUGAGUUUCCCCUAAUUCAUCUGCUCAAGAUACUGGCCACAUUGAUGAUAUAUGUUAACCUCAAGUUCAUUAUGGCCGGCCACUUGCCGUUAACGAAUCGAGACGCAUUUGUCGGCACCGUCAACCGCUUCUGGGGCGUAACAUACCGCACUCCCCUGCUGUACAGCGAUAUGUUGCUGUUGCUGAGCGGCUUCCUGGUCGCUUACCAACUGUCGCACGACAUGGAGAAAACCUGCCGAUUGAGUUUCCUGCGCAAUGUGAGCCACAAGGCGUGCCGCUAUGUGCCCAGCAUACUGGCGGUGCUCGGCUUUCAAACCUGGAUACUGCCCCACCUGGGCACUGGUCCGCUCUGGAAUUUGCUGGUGGGUGAGAAUGCGCGUCUAUGCGAGCAGAAUAUGUGGCGGAGUGCCCUAAGUGUGCAGAACACUGGCGAUCUAGAGGAAAUGUGUUCGCCGACCACAGCGCAAUUGUCAUUGGAUAUGCAAUUGUAUUUCUUGGGCGCACUCGUCGUCUGGCUGUAUUUCACCGAUCCGGAGGCCGGAUUUUUCCUUUGUGGCGCCUUUCAUGCCAUCUCCGUUGCAGCGCGCUACUCGCGCACCCAGCGGGAUCAUCUCGCUCCGACCCUGUUUCACGGCAUUCAUAUCAGCAAAUUCUAUCGCACUGCCAAUUUAAUUUACACCUCGCCAAUUGCGCGGGCAACCACUUAUCUGCUUGGCAUCGGAGCCGGCUUGCUGUUACGCAGCGAGUCCGGCUCCUUCAGCAUUGCACCACGUUUCCGGCGAGCGGGCUGGGUUCUGGCAAUGUUGGGGAUUGCCUGGUGCUUUUGGUCGCCGGCGGACGGCAUACGCAGCAAAUUCGUUUACAAGUCUUCGGAGGCAGCUGCAUAUUUGGCCUGGAGUCCGCUAAUACUCGGCCUGGGCAUAUGUUGGGUCAUUCUGAUGGCCCCCCUGGACAAGAGUCUAGUGCAGCGAUUUCCCAACAUUGCGAGACCUGUGCUCCUUCUCUCGCGCAUGGAGAUUCCCCUGCAGCUUGCGAGCUAUGUUGUUGUGCUCUGGAAUACGGCGAGUGUCAAGGAGCCCCAUCAAUUUCAGAUCACAGAUUUGGUAAACCUCAAGGAGCUGGUGUUCAUUGUGGGCUUUGCGAUUAUUGUGUGCUUCCUAAUUGACUUUCCUGCCCAGCACAUUGGAUAUUUGUUGAUGGAUGUCGUCUUCAGUGAACCACUGCUGGCAGCCGUCAAUGUCAAAGAGAACACAAGCGAUGCUCCCGACGAGGCGACAACAGCUGAGAAGUCACCGGAUUCGCCAGAGCCUAUCGAAUCGAUUUGGUCCUCCGAAUCCGAACCGGACGAGGAAAAGUCCAGCUAAAUGUAAUGUUUCAAUUGCACUUAUUUAAACUACUUAUGUAUUUGUAUUGCCAUAUUAAAAUUUUGUCAUUCAUUGA
Molecule: messenger RNA, 3357 nt
Organism: Drosophila grimshawi
Lineage: Eukaryota; Metazoa; Arthropoda; Insecta; Diptera; Drosophilidae
Product: nose resistant to fluoxetine protein 6
Exons: 7
Coding region: 183-3281 (1032 amino acids)
Source: RefSeq, a predicted model, not a curated record